UAGCAGAAGCUCCUCAUCUAACUUUAAUUCUGAGCUGCUAAGCCGUUGUUAGGUAAUCAGUGCUUCAAGCUUUAGUGGGUACUUAAAUGUAUUACAUAAUUAGAAGGCUUCACCUAUCGGCAUUCAGCUUGAUAGCUUCAAUAUGAUAGCGUUGAUAAGUCGAGCUCGUCCCGCAGAACUUUAUUUUCACAAAUCCAAAAGACGACGUCAUUCGGCAAAUACGACUGGCUAAUCCGUGUUAACAAACCUCUUAACCCCAAAUCAAACCCUCUAUUGCUCGGCAUUGAAUACCUACCUAUCUACUACCAUGGGCGUCUUCGGUUUCUUCAAUUCCGCUGACGAGAAGCGCAAAGAGGAAGUACGCACUGGUGCGCGUGCGCCAGAUAGAACGGAGCGGCAGCUAUGCUGGGAUGCGCGCGACACAUUCUACAAAUGUCUAGACAAGCACGAUGUUAUCGACUCGCUAAACGGCGACGGCAAGAAAAUUGCUGAGAAGCAAUGUGCGCAGGAGAAUAAGGGUUUCGAACAGAACUGCGCCAGCGCCUGGGUAACUUACUUCAAGCGAUAUCGAGUUGCUGAGCACCAAAAGAAGAAGACACUGGAGAAGUUACAACGAGAGGGUGCGAAUAAGAUGGCAGUCGAAGGAUCUACGAGGACAUAAGGCGAUUGUCCUUGUCUGAUAGAUAUAACUUGUAUUACCUAUCUUGUACAUAAUCCAGAAGCAUUAAAAGAGGAGUUAUGGCUUGGGAAAAGGAUACACAUUGAUAUGCUCCCUUCUGCUGGAUUUCUAUUCAUAUAUAAUAGUCGAGGGCUAGGUUUGCGGCAGCUAACUCGCUCUUUGCCGGUAUGUGAGGCCGCCGAUGACUUUGUAAGAUUUAGCAAUCUCUACAAACAUUAGCUUUCGUCUUAAAUUUACGUCGUCUCGGCUAUGGCAAACGCUUAAGCCAAUCGUGGGGUUAUGC
Molecule: messenger RNA, 962 nt
Organism: Daldinia loculata
Lineage: Eukaryota; Fungi; Ascomycota; Sordariomycetes; Xylariales; Hypoxylaceae
Product: cytochrome oxidase c subunit VIb-domain-containing protein
Exons: 2
Coding region: 308-661 (117 amino acids)
Biological process (GO): mitochondrial respiratory chain complex IV assembly
Cellular component (GO): mitochondrion; respiratory chain complex IV; mitochondrial intermembrane space
Source: RefSeq, a predicted model, not a curated record